This is a messenger RNA of Desarmillaria tabescens, 2152 nucleotides long. RefSeq names its product P-loop containing nucleoside triphosphate hydrolase protein. The transcript is spliced from 23 exons. Gene Ontology annotation, molecular function: ATP binding; ATP hydrolysis activity. The coding region runs from base 72 to 2039 and encodes 655 amino acids. The record is from RefSeq and is a predicted model, not a curated record. NCBI's taxonomy places the organism in Eukaryota, Fungi, Basidiomycota, Agaricomycetes, Agaricales, Physalacriaceae.
ACAUAAAUAGCGGCCUAGUUCAACUUCCCAGGAUCCCUCCACCUUAAGCUUUUACCCUUACCUAUCGCAUCAUGGUUUCCGUUGACCCCAUUCUCGAAGAUGCCUCAGAGGAUGGCACUGCCAUUUCCGAAGAUGAAGCAGCCGCCGAAAAGGCUAUGGAAGAGCUCAAGAAGAGGACUGAAUUACAAUGCGAGCACUACCUUCAACGCCACCUCCUCUACGAAGGUUAUCGUUGGGUUCCCUACGAUCCGAGCACCUACGUGAAGCCCAAGACGGAAAGAGAGGAUCUGAACAAUUAUUUCUAUGUGAACGUCAGAUAUGAUCGGAAAGGAGCUGAUCCUUCCAUCGCCUUGUCUCAUUGGAGCAAAACCCUUCUCUCAAUUCUGAGAAAGCUCAUUGGAAGUGAGUUUUUCAGUCGGGAACCGCAUUACAAAGUCGUGGCGUUCUUCCCGGACCUGAAGAUGCUCAGAGAGAAAUUGAACUCUGCCAAGUCCGUGUUAUCCUCGGAAGCGGAUUCUACGCAAGAAGGCAUUCUGGAUCUUUUGAAAAGCUUGGGUACCUGUGAUCUGGACGAAAAGAUUUCUAAAUCCGACACAUUACUGCGACUGGCUGAUAUCGCCGAACACCUUGUUGUGUUGGUGGGGUAUGUUGAGGAACAAUUCCGACCAACGGCUUACCGUCUACAGCUAGUUACAGGCUACGGACAUAUCGAAUUCGAUCUACUCCAAUACUUCUUCGAACCCGGGCAGCACGUUUCCAUAUUGGGCUCUGAUGAUCUACCAAUUGCCUUGGUGAUCAAAAAGAGACGUUACGAUACGAUAAAUAACCGCCGAAUCUUCUGCGUUUCAGGUUAUGGGUUGUAUUGGAAUGGCUAUGCGUACGAGCGUAGAAAAUUAGAGUGUGCCAUCGAAUCGUUUGAAGGAACGCGAGAAGCUUCUUCUCUGCCGAUCAUCCAUCUCACUCCGUCGCUGAAGGAGAAGCUAACUAAGCGAGGUCGCCUUUAUGCUAGUUAUUCAGGACUGCACUAUAAAAUAUAUCGAGGGAAACGAGUCAUCGUCGAUGUACUUGCCUACGACGAUCAGUCGGGUUACAUACGUGAUCCUAACCAGAAGAUCCCUGAUAUCGAUGAAGAGGAUCUCCACCUCCUGCCCACUAAAGUAUAUGGAUUCAAUUUAGGAACCAAAGAGUGGACCCGCUUUCUGGUCGAGCAUCUAGAACCAGUCGUGUUUGAUGAGAAUGCCUGGGAUCAUCUGGUCCUUGAUAAAAAUGUUAAAACUUUGAUCAAGGGACUCGUCGAAGUGACAAAAAAUUCCAAUUCUUCUUCCAAGAUCAUCAGCGAUGUUAUAUCUGGUAAAGGAGGUGGUUUGAUUUCUGUCCUUCAUGGCCCACCCGGAACAGGCAAAACAUUGACGGCCGAGGCUGUUGCCGAGCUUCUUCGUCGCCCGUUGUACAUGGUGGGAUCUUCUGAGCUUCCAUCAUCACCAUCUGGCCUGGAGCGUAGUCUCAAGAGUAUUCUGAGUUUGGCUACAGCCUGGGACGCCGUUCUCUUGAUUGACGAGGCUGAUGUUUAUUUGGAACAGCGGAGCCUUCAUGAACUGGGACGCAAUGCUCUCGUCUCUGUUGCCCUCCGUAUUCUUGAGUAUCAUCGUGGUGUACUCUUCUUGACCACAAAUCGUAUCAGCACAUUCGAUGAAGCAUUUCUUUCCCGAUUCUCGAUAGCUAUCAAGUAUAAAGAGCUAGACUGCACAGGAAGAUAUGUUGUCUGGCGCAAAUUCUUUGAAAUGGCUGGGUCCACCAUCGUUGAGGAUGGAACGGUUUCUGUAGAGAAGGGAACAAGCAGCGUCUCCCAAGUUGACCUCGAAACACUGUCCCAGAAGAAUUUUAAUGGACGAACCAUUAAGAAUAUUAUCCGAACUGCUCAAGCUUUGGCGCUCUCAGACAAACAACCGCUUGGCAUCAAGCAUGUUCAGGUAGUACUGCAAGCCCAAGAAAAGUUCCUGGACGACUUUUCGACUGUAAAUAGAUCAGUCAAGCCGUAGUGUGGCUUUGAUUGUACACGGAUACAUUUCCCUUUCUGAUAUUUCCCUCGCAUUGGACAAUGGAAAGUGCACAUACAUGUUUCAACCAAUUGCCUUUACAUGUGUAUUGAUAU